AAAUAAGCAGCCGGAAAUGUUCAAAAGAUGUAAAUUGUAAAUUCUUGGUAAUAAGUGUGUUUUUAUUUUGCAAAUAUAAUUUGUGAGACGAAUUUGUUUGUACCAAUAAAUAAAUAGUGUUUUGUUAGAUUUGAGUUUAAAUUUUUUUAAAUGCUGAAUAUAUUACAUUAUUUUUUAAUGAUUUUAGGUGUACAAAAUUGGAUUACUAAUGUAGUUCAAAAAAGGUCAAUUUGAAAUAUAUUACUAACAUUUCUUGUUUUUAGCAAAUAUAGUAUUAUGGAAGAAUUAGAGGCUGUAUAUUACGUUACAUCUGCCUUCGAUGGUAAUGAAGAAGUAGCUUCUAAUUAUAUAAUAGAACAAACUAUUGAUAGCAAUGCAAAUGCUAGUAAUGAAAUUGAGGAUGUUUUCAUAGAAACUCAUGACAGUAGUAAUCAUGAAGAAAUUUCAAUGCCCGAAGAAGCCGAGAGCAAAAUUUCCGAGUGUGAUGCAAACGUGACAAAUGAAGAAGAUAGUGAGCAAGUAAUGAUGAUGAAGGAUGAUGGAAGAGUAGUAAUUGUUAAAAAAGGAGAUGGUGGAAACAUGAUUCUCCAUACUUUUGUUGAUGGAGGUGUAAUUGAAGAUUGUAAGAAAGUUGACGAUAUUAAAAAUGAUUGCAUUGUGAGUGAUUUCCAAACUUCGGAAACAGAAAAACAGUCAAAAAUUGGGGACAGUAGUGAAGUAUACAAUGUUGACAGUUGUAGUCCAGAUGAACAACCAUCCACUAGUGAAAGUGUAACAACGAUAGUACACUUAGAUAAAACAUCGUCGAAGAAACGGAUCAUGGCUAAAGUUGUGAAAGGAGUAGAGCAUAAAAGAUUUAUACAGGAAGAUGCAGAUGAUGGUCCUGUUGUGGAUAAACUAACAUGCAAAUACUGUUUGAAAAAAUUUACAAAAUCUAGUAAUAAACAGAGGCAUAUUAGAGUGGUCCAUAAAAUGAAGAAGAUAACAGGAAAUGAUAUUAAAUGCAUUGAGUGUGACAUUAAUUUCAAACAUGUUAACAAACUAAGGGAACAUUUACAAGGUCAACAUGGUUUGGAUAUGUCAGAUCAAAUACUUACCUUUCCAAAUAUGAGUGAGUACAAUGUUGACAGUUGUAGUCCAGAUGAACAACCAUCCACUAGUGAAACUGUAACAACAGUAGUUUGUUUAGAUAAUACUUCAUUGAAGGAACGGGUCAUGCUUGUGAAAGGAGUAGAGCAUAAAAGUCUUUUACAGGAAGACGCAGAUGAUGGUCCUGUUGUGGAUAAACUAACAUGCAAAUAUUGUUUGAAAAUUUUUUCAAAAUCUGGGUAUACACGGAGGCAUCUUAGAGUGGUCCACAAAAUGAAGAAGAUAACGGGAAAUGAUAUUAAAUGCAUUGAGUGCGACAUUAAUUUUAGACAUGUUAACAAACUAAGGGAACAUUUACAAGGUCAACAUAGUUUGGAUAUGUCAGAUCAAAUACUUAGCUUUCCGAAUAUGAGUGCAUUUAGGAAAUGGAAGUGUGAAAUAGAGCGUAAGACUUUAUGCUCUUACACAUUGAGACAUGGUUCUCGGCAAACUCUGAAAGGUCCAAAACUUUUCUACAUGUGUCACCGAUCUGGUAAAUAUCUUCCAAAAGUGAGAGAAAACAGACAACGAAUGCUCAGAAUGGGUGGAACCUGCAAAAUGGGAAUUGCGUGCACAGCAGCAAUAUACUGCCAAGAGUGUACAAAUGAAGUUCAAGUGCGUUAUGUUCCUCAUCAUUAUGGUCACGGUAAAGAAACUUCUUUUGUCCAACUGUCCCCUGCAGAGCAGGCAGCUAUUCAAGAAAGUGUAUCAAGUGGAGUGCCUUUUGAGAAAUUGUUAGAUGAUAUAAAAGACAGUGAGUAUAAGGACACUUUUCAAUUGCACUUGAUGAAGAGAAGAGAUAUCCGCUGGAUCAAUUGCGCCUUCAAUGCUGAAGAAUACAAUCCUGGCAUAAGUGAUGCAGAAAGUGUUGAAAAUUGGGUUAAGCGGUGCUGCCAGAUGGAAGAUUCACCUGUCCUCUUCUACCAGCAGCAGAACAUUGGUAGCGAUCAGGAGGAAUUCAUGCUGGUUAUAAUGACUGAAUUUCAAAAACAUAUCCUUCUGUCAGCUCAAAGAAAUGUUGUGUGUUUAGAUUCCUUGUACAGACGAAAAGGUGGUCGAUUUUAUUUAACUGUUCUGUUAGUGAUGGAUGAAUUCGAUAAUGCAUUCCCAGGAGCCUUUUGUAUAAGUAAUAAGGUUGAUAAAGGUAUAAUUGAGCAGUUUCUGAUGUCCAUCAAAGAAUCUACUGGAAACUUGUCUUUUAAACAUUUCAUGUCUGACAAUGAAUCCUUUUUCUACGAGUCUUGGAUGAGCGUCAUGGAGGAUGAACCUCGUUGGCUCUGGAGCAUAUUUUACAUAGACAGUAAAAUCAGGACACAGUUAAAAGUAUUCAAGGGGAAUGUUGCUGGUAGAGCCGAAGUUUACAAAACAAUGAGAACAUUAUUAGAAUGUCAAAAUGAGAAUGUCUUUACGUGUAUGUUUAAAAACUUUGUCGAGUCUCUUCAGAAAGACCCUACAGCAAAAAAAUUGGGAGAUUUCAUUCAGAACAAAUAUGGAUCCAACACUGAAAUGUGGGCUCUUUGUUAUCGUAAAGAAGUGAAUUUAAGCACUAACAUUCAUUUGGAGGUAAUGCAUCGUACUUUUCGUUACUGCUGUAGGGAAGGCAGGAAGAAAAGGCUCGAUAAAUUUUUAUUUGUUGUGUUGAAGCUUGUCAAGUACAAAAUGCUCGACCGCAUAUCAGAUAUGUUAGAUAGUGAUAAGUUGAAUUUGGCUAUCGGAGCAAUAAAUAUGUGCCAUACAUCAGGAUUAGAAAUACCAGGAGAUCAAAUGUCUGCUCUUUCUGAAAAGAUCUGGCUUAUUAAUACAGAUAGUGAUGAGGAACCUUUGUAUGUUACCAAAGAAUUAGAUAAAUGCCCAGAACACUGCAGUCUUCGGUGUGAUGAAUGUGAUAUAUGUGUGCAUCAAUAUUCAUGCACAUGUGUUCACAGUAUGAUUGAUGCCAAUCUUUGUAGGCAUAUUCAUGCAGUAGUGUGGAAAUUUUUAACUCCUCAUUUUUCUCCUGCCUCAUCACCCUCCCAUAGUAUGAUCCCCAUAGAUGAUGACAUGGAAGUUACAGUGAACACUUGUACUGAUGUAUAUUAUGGGAGUAUUUUGAAAAAAACCCAUGAAGUGUUUAGAAAAAUCAAAGCAAAUAAGUGCAACUUAAAUAAAGAGGCUCUCGACUCUAUUAUGAAAAGGCUCAAUGAAUGUGUUGAUAUUUGUGCUGGAAAGAAAGUCGAAGAACCUCCAAAAAAAGUACCUCCACUUCCAGCUGUACCACCUAAUACUGUUUAUGUUAUAAACCCUUACAAUAAAAAUCCAGCACAGCCUUAUAUACUACCAAAUAUAUUGCCAUCACCUCAACCAAUUAAUAAUUCUUCCCCUGUAUCGCAAUAUGUUAUGCUGCUACCCAACAAUGGCAGAAUACUUCCUAAACUAUGAGAGUCAUCAAUUUGUCUAUUUCUACAAAAUGAGCUUAUGAACUAAUGUUUUGUAUUGUAUGCAGCAGAUGAUUAUAUUAGUUAUCUAACAAAUUGUUAUUUUGUACUCUAAAAAUUAAGGUUUAAACCUAUUGAUGUAUAAUUUGUUAUUUUACUUUUUGUUGACUUUUUCAUUGGAUGACAAUAUAUAAAAGGUAAAUAAAUGUUAUAAUAAAAAUUGCAAAGAUUGAGAAAAUAGUUUAUAUUUAUAUUUUUAAGUCUUAAUGUUGUUUUUUAAAUUCAAUGUUCUUUGUUACACUGCAUAAACUUAUGAACUUGUUCAUGUAUUUCAGUCAUCGUAACAUUUUUCCUUGUACAAAAUUUCCAUGCAUUUAUUUUGUAUGUAUGCAGCUUAUUCUAGGAAAUGAUUUUAGCUAUAAGCUUUAUUAUUAUAAUUUACUAUAAAUUACCUAAUAGCUGUGAAUAAACAUAAUAAAAGUUUC
Molecule: messenger RNA, 4027 nt
Organism: Parasteatoda tepidariorum (common house spider)
Lineage: Eukaryota; Metazoa; Arthropoda; Arachnida; Araneae; Theridiidae
Molecular function (GO): zinc ion binding
Source: RefSeq, a predicted model, not a curated record